Messenger RNA from Malus domestica (apple), 1211 nucleotides. Its product is annotated as GDSL esterase/lipase At4g26790-like. Lineage: Eukaryota; Viridiplantae; Streptophyta; Magnoliopsida; Rosales; Rosaceae. Gene Ontology annotation, molecular function: hydrolase activity, acting on ester bonds. The record is from RefSeq and is a predicted model, not a curated record.
CUACCAACAACCUGCACCAUUUUUAUACUCUAAACCGGUGAGUUCGAGAGAAGAGAAAAUAUGAUAGUUAAGGCCACUCAAUGGCUCCUCCUAGGUCAUCUCCUAGUGCAGGUUUCUAUGGUGUGUGCCAGAGUUCCAGCAAUCAUUGUGUUUGGAGACUCUACUGUGGAUGCAGGGAACAACAACCAGAUAUCGACAGUCCUAAAGAGCAACUUUGAACCCUACGGUCACAAUUUCUAUGGAGGCUUGGCUACUGGCCGGUUUUCCAACGGUAGGCUUGCAACGGACUUCCUUUCUGAAGGUUUUAUGAUCAAGCCGACCAUACCUGCAUACUUGGAUCCUGCCUAUAGCAUUUCGGAUUUUGCCACCGGAGUUUGCUUUGCCUCUGCCGGAACUGGCUAUGAUAAUGCUACUUCUGAUGUGCUAUCUGUGAUACCUCUUUGGAAAGAACUGGAGUACUAUAAGGAAUACCAGAAGAAGCUGCGACGCUAUCUAGGCAACGACAAAGCUAACGAGGUUCUGGGAGAAGCACUUUACCUGAUUAGUAUAGGAACUAAUGAUUUUCUAGAAAACUACUUUGUAUUUUCACGCAGACGAUCUCAGUUUUCCAUUGAGGAGUACCAAAACUUUCUACUAGGAAUUGCUGGAAAUUUCAUCAGAGAGCUUUACCAGCUUGGAGCUCGGAAGAUGGUUAUAAGCGGCCUUCCUCCAAUGGGUUGCGUGCCACUGGAGAGAACUACAAAUAUCAUUUCUGGGGGUGUUUGUAAUGAGAAGUACAAUGAUGUGGCUAGGAGUUUCAACAAGAAGUUGCAGGGAUUGGUUGAAAAGCUCAAGAAGGAACUGGUUAAAUUUCAACUUGUUCUUUCAGACCCAUACGAUAUUGUCUCAAAAAUCAUUCGAAACCCAGCCUUUUUUGGAUUUGAAAAUGUAGCAAAAGCCUGCUGCGGCACAGGAAUGUUCGAGAUGAGCUAUCUGUGUAAUAAGAUAAACCCGUUCACAUGUUCAGAUCCAAAUAAAUAUGUAUUCUGGGAUGCCUUCCACCCCACAGAGAAAACAAAUGCCAUUGUUGCAGAUCAUGUAUUUAAAACUGACCUGGUUCAAUUUCUAUGAGAAGUACAAAGUAUAGAAUGCGGUGUAUGUAAUUUAUGUUCUAGUAGUCUUGUCUGUGGCACCAUCCCAUUAUUUAUAUAAAAGAUAUGAUCGUUCAUUUU